Molecule: messenger RNA, 4317 nt
Organism: Sebastes umbrosus (honeycomb rockfish)
Lineage: Eukaryota; Metazoa; Chordata; Actinopteri; Perciformes; Sebastidae
Product: hexokinase-1
Exons: 19
Coding region: 491-3265 (924 amino acids)
Biological process (GO): intracellular glucose homeostasis; glucose 6-phosphate metabolic process; glycolytic process
Cellular component (GO): cytosol; mitochondrion
Molecular function (GO): D-glucose binding; glucokinase activity; fructokinase activity
Source: RefSeq, a predicted model, not a curated record
UCCUCUCCUCUUCCUCUUCCUCUCCUUCCCGUCCAAUCAGGUGGUCGGGUGGGGGCAGGGUGUAGCAGCAGCACCAUUCCAGAGCAGAGCUGCUGCAUCUCCCAGAGCUAACAGGGAGCUAGCAGCAGAGAGGGAGGAGACACGCUCAGACCAGCCUCUGGUGUGUGUUAGUGUGUGUUGGUGUGUGUUGAAGUGUGUGUGUGUGUGUGUGUGUGGCUGCAGGAGUGUGGCUGUCGCAGACUAGCAGGCUGCUGCUCUCUUGUUUCACCACCACACUUUGUCCUCCCUUUUGAACCUUUCCACGGUGCUGAGCUCCGGCCUGCUUCCUCCUCCACUCCAGGAUACAGAGGGAUCAGCGAGGGGGGAACAGCAGAGAGAGAGAACAGCAGAGAGAGAGAACAGCAGAGAGAGAGAGAACAGCCUUCCUUCCCCUCCUUCUUUAACUCUCCGACCACCUCGUAGUCGCUGACGUCGAGGACGUGCAGGCAGGAUGAUAGCAGCUCAGCUUCUGGCCUACUACUUCACCGAGUUGAAGGAUGAUCAACUCAAAAAGAUCGAUAAGUACCUGUACUCCAUGCGUUUCUCUGAUGAAACGGUGAAGGACAUCAUGAACCGGUUCCGCAGGGAGAUGGAGAACGGGCUGGGCCGGGACACCAGCCCCACCGCCACCGUCAAGAUGCUGCCCACCUUCGUCAGGUCCAUCCCCGACGGAUCAGAGAAAGGGGACUUCAUAGCUCUGGACCUCGGAGGGUCCAACUUCAGGAUCCUGAGAGUCAAAGUGACCCAGGACAAGAAGCAGCCGGUCCAGAUGGAGAGCCAGGUCUACGAGACGCCCGAUGACAUCAUCCACGGCAACGGCUCCCGGCUCUUCGGCCACGUUGCCGACUGCCUCGGCGACUUCAUGGAGAAGCAAAAGAUCAAAGAUAAAAAGCUUCCUGUGGGAUUUACCUUCUCCUUCCCCUGUUCCCAGACCAAACUAGACGAGGCGGUCCUGUUGACAUGGACAAAGAAGUUUAAAGUCAGCGGUGUUGAAGGCAUGGACGUCGUGAAUCUUCUGAACAAGGCCAUCAAGAAACGAGGGGACUAUGAGGCGGACAUCAUGGCGGUGGUGAACGACACGACCGGCACCAUGAUGACCUGCGGGUUUGACGACCAGCGCUGUGAAGUGGGCAUCAUCAUAGGAACGGGAACCAACGCCUGCUACAUGGAGGAGCUGCGUCACAUCGACCAGGUGGAAGGGGACGAGGGCCGGAUGUGCAUCAACACCGAGUGGGGGGCCUUUGGGGACGACGGGUCCCUGGAGGACAUCCGCACAGAGUUUGACCGUGAGAUCGACAGGGGCUCCAUCAACCCGGGGAAACAGCUGUUUGAGAAGAUGGCCAGUGGGAUGUACAUGGGAGAGCUGGUUCGACUCAUCCUGGUCAAGAUGGCCAAAGAGGGGCUUCUGUUUGAGGGCCGGAUCACCCCCGAGCUCCUGACCAAGGGGAAGAUCGAGACCAAACACGUCUCUGCCAUUGAGAAGAGUAAAGAAGGGCUGAAGAAGUGCAUGGAGAUCCUGACGAGGCUCGGCGUGGAGCCGUCAGAUGAAGACUGUCUGGCCGUGCAGCACGUGUGCACCAUCGUCUCCUUCCGCUCGGCCAAUCUGAUCGCCUCGACCCUGGGAGGCAUCCUCUCACGACUCAAGGAGAACAAAGGAGUCGCACGCCUCCGCACCACCGUGGGCAUCGACGGGUCGCUCUACAAGAUGCACCCUCAAUACGCCCGCCGGCUGCACAAGACGGUGCGUCGCUUGGUCCCGGACUCAGAUGUCCGCUUCCUGCUGUCUGAGAGUGGGAGUGCGAAAGGCGCCGCCAUGGUGACGGCGGUGGCGUACCGUCUGACGGAGCAGGCGCGCCAGAUUCAGCAGACGAUGGCCGAGUUCCGGCUGAGCAAAGCGCAGCUGUUGGAGGUGAAGAAACGGAUGAGGCAGGAGAUAGAACGAGGCCUCAAGAAGAACACCCACGAGGAAGCCACCGUCAAGAUGCUGCCCACUUUCGUCCGAAGAACACCGGAUGGAACAGAGAACGGAGACUUCCUCGCGCUGGACCUCGGAGGGACAAACUUCCGCGUGCUUCUGGUGAAGAUUCGCAGCGGGAAGAAGCGAUCGGUGGAGAUGCACAACAAAAUCUACGCCAUUCCCAUAGAAGUGAUGCAGGGCACAGGAGAGGAGCUCUUUGACCACAUCGUGCACUGCAUCUCCGACUUCCUGGACUACAUGGGGAUGAAGAGUGCUCGCCUGCCGCUGGGUUUCACCUUCUCCUUCCCCUGCCAUCAGACCAGCCUGGACGCAGGGAUCCUCGUCACCUGGACCAAAGGCUUCAAGGCCACAGACUGUGAGGGAGAAGACGUGGUGGAGCUUCUUCGGGAAGCGAUCAAGAGGAAAGAGAUGGAGAACCCAGAGUUUGAGCUGGAUGUGGUUGCCAUAGUGAACGACACGGUGGGGACGAUGAUGACCUGUGCGUACGAGGAACCCAACUGUGAGGUGGGGCUGAUCGCAGGGACCGGCAGUAACGCCUGCUACAUGGAAGAGGCGAAGAACAUCGAGAUCGUGGAGGGAAACGAGGGACGCAUGUGUGUCAACAUGGAGUGGGGGGCGUUCGGAGACAACGGCUGCCUGGACGACAUCAGGACGAAGUACGACCAGGCGGUGGACGAGAACUCGCUCAACGAAGGCAAACAAAGAUAUGAGAAGAUGUGCAGCGGGAUGUACCUUGGAGAGAUCGUCAGGCAGAUUCUGAUCGAUCUGACCAGGCGUGGCUUCCUCUUCCGGGGACAGAUCUCAGAGACGUUGAAGACCAGGGGCAUCUUCGAGACCAAGUUCCUGUCCCAGAUAGAGAGCGACCGUCUGGCACUGCUGCAGGUCAGGGCCAUCCUGCAGCAGCUGGGGCUCGACAGCACCUGCGAUGACAGUAUCAUCGUUAAGGAGGUGUGCGGCACCGUGUCCCGCCGCGCCGCUCAGAUCUGCGGAGCCGGGAUGGCCGCCGUGGUGGACAAGAUCCGUGAGAACAGAGGAGUGGACCACCUGGACAUCACCGUGGGCGUGGACGGCACGCUCUACAAGCUGCACCCACACUUCUCUCGGAUCUUCCAGCAGACGGUGAAGGAACUCGCCCCAAAAUGUGACGUGAACUUCCUGCUCUCGGAGGACGGCAGCGGCAAGGGGGCCGCCCUGAUCACCGCCGUGGGCUGCCGCCAGAGAGAGCUGGACGCGCAGCAGCAGCACUGAGGAGCUCUACUAUACCUGUCCUGUUAGGAGGACUACCUGCUGCUCCACCGUGACCUUCACCCACCGCACAGCCCACCUCCAUCUCCCCCUUGGCAGCCGUGACUCCACCUCUGCCCCGCCUGGCCCGACCCCCCUCCGCCCCUGCCAGAGAGUCCUGCUGCAUGAAUAGGCAUUAAAUAUGAUAACAAGUCUUUAUUUAUACUGCACCAGAGGGGUUAUUAUUUACAUGUCUGUACAUUCUCCUCAACAGCUCGUCAGUCAACGGAUCAAUCUCAACUCCUUAGUGUGCAAUAUUUGUGUAUUGCUAAUUUUAUUUUUAUAUGGAGGCAAAUAUAUAAUUGUAUUUAUAUAGCUGAGCCACUUUGAAUCCCAGAGGUCAUUAGGAUUUCCACCAUGGACACAAGAAAAUGUCUUUUUCUAUACGAGAGUUCCAACACGCAGUGUAACGUCUAAAUGAAGGACGUCCUUCUCGCUCGUCUCUACAGGCUCCACUGGUUCACUGAACCGGUUCCAAAAGGGCUCGCUGCAAAGGGUCCAACGCAACGCAAGAGUCACGGCUGUUCAGAUCAUCCUCAUCUAUGUGCAACACCAUCACACUGUGUGCUUGGCUACUAACCACCUGUUUGUGUAACUAUCAGUGUAACUCACGUAUUAAAGUGUUCCAGCAGCGUCUCUUCCUCCGGAGCUGGAGGGCAGGAGAGCCCCACGCCGAGGUGUUAGCGGAUCCCGUUGCUACUCGUGAACUACUAUACUUUUGGUGUUGUGAUGAAUCCCACUUCUACUCAUCGUAUAUGUGCAGAGAAUCAAUGUUUAAUUGGGCCGGAGUGGAUACGACGAGCGCUUUGUGUGUGUAUUAGUGGCAGUGUGUCCUGCUGUAAUGACCUGUAGCUUUCAAUGUCCAAAGCUCUGUGGAGACUGCAUGCCUUACAUUAAGACAGAGGAGAGUUCUGGAUCAUCUUACCUUUCUGCGUUUCAUUUUUUACAUCCAUAUAGAUUUGUGAUCGACACGGUGAAAAGUGAAUUCAUUAAAUUAUAUUUUGUUGUGGAGUAAA